Poeciliopsis prolifica (blackstripe livebearer) is the source of this 1742-nucleotide messenger RNA. RefSeq names its product hepatitis A virus cellular receptor 2-like. Bases 20 to 544 code for a protein of 174 amino acids. The transcript is spliced from 3 exons. Lineage: Eukaryota; Metazoa; Chordata; Actinopteri; Cyprinodontiformes; Poeciliidae. The record is from RefSeq and is a predicted model, not a curated record.
UCUUCUCUCUUCGCUCCUCAUGGCGUCUUUACCGCAGCUCCUGCUCUUGGUUCUGGUUUCAUACGUUCGUUACUCGUUUUCUGAUCAGAUCAGCAUCAGAGUAAAACCUGGACAGAACGUCGUUCUCCCAUGUCGGGCUGCAGACAGCAGACCAAUCAUAGUAGUGGACUGGACCCGGGACGGUCUGGGUUCCUAUCGGGUUCUUCUGUUCAGAAGUUCCCAGUUUGUCACAGAUCAACAGGAUUCAUCUUUUAAGGGCCGAGUGGAUCUGCAGGACAGACGGAUGCAGGACGGAGACGUGUCUCUGGUUCUGAGAAACCCGACAGCUGCAGACAGAGGAACAUAUAAAUGUCGAGUCGUUCAUAAAGGAGCAGAUAUGAACUCAGAACCCGACUGCAUCAUCAACCUGGAGGUAGCUGGAGAGUCCAGGAUGAUUACAGGCAGAGGAAGCAAAGCUGGACCUUCUGGACCUUCUGGACCUUCUGGACCUUCUGGACCGCUGAUCGGACUCACCAUUCUUCUUCUUCUCCUCUUUAGAGACUGAUUCGGGUUCAGGUGGUUCUGAAAUCAUUUAGAGGAGGAAAAACAUAUCAUCACUGAAUUUCAAUUAUCAAUUUUAAAAGCCCUUUGAUUGGAUUAGAUUGCUUGGUCACUGGGUUCACGCCACACAUGGAUGUGUCAGAGGUCAGAGGUCACAUUCCCACACUUCCUGCAGGAGGGACAAAGAGGAGCAGGUUUGAGUCAGCUGGAUCACAGGGGUCAAACUCCAGUCCUCAAGGUCAUGAGAGGUUGAGGCAGAAGCAGCAGAUCCAGCGAAUAAACGGAGAUUUAAAGAUGAAAAUAUGAAUCCAUAAUCCAGGCAGAUUAAACAGAUUAAACACUGAGAGCAACUAAUAAACAUCCAGCAACAGGAAACAGAACGACAGAGACGACCAGGCCCUGACAGAGACACAGAGACACAGAGGGACACAGGGAAGCAGGUUACAUUAAAUACACAGGAAGUAAUCAGGGAACGGGACACAUCAGGGAACGAGACACAUCAGGGAACGGGACACAUCAGGGAACAGUUGAGGGGAAGACAGGACAACAUGGAGACUCAGAGACACAGAAACCUGAAAUAAACCUGCAGAAAAAGUCAAAUCCCUGCAGGUUUUAGAUGAGCCACAGGUACAAGAUGCUCCAGUGUGGAUCGGAUCUCCAGAACCUUGAUGACCUCAUUAUUCUGUCCAGGUGAUGCAGCAGAGGGUCAUCUAAAGGUCACAGGACACUGACCCUCCAGGACUGGACUUUGACCCAGUCAGUCCUUCAACAGGAAGUGGUUUUCUUCCUCAGAUCACAGCUACUUAGUGUGCAUUACCACCACCUAGUGGUGAGGAGUGUGAACUGCAGCUUUGUUAAAAUGCUUGAGAUGCAGAUUAAUUACUGACUUUUACAUCCAAAUUAAUUUUAAUUCAUUUCUUCAUAUUGAGCACAUAGAGCUACUGUUUUAUUUUCAGACAUUUUAAUGUGAAUAAAGGAAUUAAAGCUAAUUCAGGCACUAAAAUCAUUAUUUCUGCAGUCAUGGGAUCAUCUGCUGGGAUCUUGUUUGAGUUUUGUUAUUUUUGACAUUUUUCGUGUUUAUUAGUUGUUUCUAUUUACCUCUAUUUAGUUUCCUACAUUAAAAUGUUUUGCAUGUUUAGAGUAAUGUAGCUUGCAAAUCUUUUUUCAUUAAAUAAAUGUCAAUAAAAUGCUUAUGUAAUGAU